AUGAUAUUCAAAGAUCCCGAAGAGGGUCUUAGUUUUUAUAAAGCAUAUGCAAAUGCCGCUGGAUUUACUUCUAGGAAAUCUACUACUACAAGGAAGAAGAAUAACAAAGAUAUAAUUGCUUUUCAAUAUGGAGUUUGUAAUAAGGAAGGUUUCAAGGCAACAAAAAAACCUAUUGCUCAACAAACUGUUGAUGAAGAAGGAAAAGUUCGUAUUACUAGGAAACGUUUAGUGACUCCUGUAGGAUGCAAUGCUCACAUAUGUAUGAGAUAUGAUGCAGGAAAGUAUGUUGUUAGUCAAUUCAAAGAAGAACAUAAUCAUUGUUUAUAUACUCCAAGUUGUGCAAAAUUUCAAAAGGAUAAUAGAAAAAUGCAUAUUAUGCAUAAGAAGUUGAUUGUUGAUAAUUCAAAGGUAAAUGUUGGUCCUGUGAGGUCUUAUACAAUGAUGAAAGAAUUAGCUGGAUCACAUGAUAAUGUUGGUGCAUCUAAACAAGAUUUCAAAAACUUUUAUAGAGAUUUGAAGGCUUAUAUUGCUGGAUCAGAUGCCCAAAUAUAUAAUAUGAUCUUUGGUCCAUUUACUGGAGUUGAUCACCAUAAGAAAUGUGUUACUUUUGCGGCUUCUUUUGUAGCUCAUAAAGAUAUAUCAUCUUUCGAAUGGGUUUUCAAAACUUUUCUUAAAUCAAUGGGAAAUAAUGAUCCUGUGUGUUUGAUUACCGAUCAAGACCCUGCAAUGAAAGUUGUUGUUCGUAAUGUUUUUCAAAUUACAGAACAUAGGUUUUGUAUGUGGCAUAUUAUGAAAAAGGUGCCUGAAAAAGUAGGUCGGGCAAUUACCCAAGAAACUGAUUUUUUGAAAAAAGUUUGUGCAUGUGUUUGGCAUUUAGAGAUUGAGCCAGCAGAAUUUGAAGAAAAGUGGAACAAAGUUAUUUCAGAAUUCAAUUUGAACGAUCAUGAGUGGUUGGCUCACAUGUUCAACAUACGUGAUAUGUGGAUUCCAGCGUUUGAAUGUGCAUUGGAUGCACAAAGGCACACUCAAAAUAAAAUGGAUAAUGAUUCAAAGAAUAAGCGUCCAGAGUGUAAGACUCCAAUUCCUUUAGAAAAAGAUGCUCCUGAGUUGUUUACAACAACAAUUUUUUAUGAUUUUCAAUAUGAGCUUGAAAUUGGAUGUUUUAAUUGUGGUGUUGAGGAGAUGAAGAAGGACAAUGAGAUUUACAUUUUCAAAUUAAGGGAAGGAUCUAGGAGGAGGGCUUUUGAUGUUGUUUUUGAUCCAACUACCUUAGAUACCAAGUGUUUUUGUAAAAAAUUUGAACGUGAUGGUGUGCCUUGUAGGCAUAUGAUUUGGAUGUGGAAAGCAAGGAUGUUAGAAAAAAUUCCCAAGACUUACGUUCUAAAUAGAUGGUGUACAAUGGCUUAUAAGAAGCCCAUUUUUGAUUUAGAGGGUAAUGUUUUAGAGGAAUGUCUUAAUGUUGUAGAUAAAAAGAUGCUAUUAAAUGAUUUGUGGUGUGAAAUUUAUGCUUGUGUGAGUUUAGUGCAAAACAAUGAAGAUGAUCUAAGUGAUCUUGUCAAAAAACUUCGAGUCAUGAGAAUAGAUUUGGAACAAAAGAAAAUAACAAAUGGAAGCAACAAUUUUUGUAGCAAAGUUAAAGACAUUGAAAUGCUUAUUGGAGCUAGUUUACCUUCUGAAGUUUUGAUCAAAGCUCCAAAAAUUUCAAAAAACAAAGGUACAGGGGUUCAUGUUCCAAAUUAG
Molecule: messenger RNA, 1740 nt
Organism: Chenopodium quinoa (quinoa)
Lineage: Eukaryota; Viridiplantae; Streptophyta; Magnoliopsida; Caryophyllales; Amaranthaceae
Product: protein FAR1-RELATED SEQUENCE 5-like
Exons: 4
Coding region: 1-1740 (579 amino acids)
Biological process (GO): regulation of DNA-templated transcription
Molecular function (GO): zinc ion binding
Source: RefSeq, a predicted model, not a curated record